CACAGAACUGUGAGGUUUUGGAUUGUGAAAUCGAAACCAGGUGUGGCACUGGAUGUGUGGCUAACUUGACUCAAACUGACUGUUGUUUUUGUGUUUCGUUCUCACCACAACUUCUACCCUAUUUUCCAGAAUGUCUUUGACAGUAUCAAGUGAACAACAUAGCGUCAAGAACAAGAAAGGAAACACCACUUCUAAGAAUGACGACGAACUUUCAUACAAAAGGACCCCGGUGUCUGUGGACGAGCUAAAAGCAAAGAAGUUUUCCAAUAAAGAACGUAAAGAUUUCAAGCGGAAAUGGAGAGAAGAGAAGUUGCUAGCUCAAAUGGAGAAAAACAAGAAGCAGAGGCAAGAGAAGGAGCAGCAAAUAAAGAAAGAGGAGGAGGAAAAGAAGAUGAGAGAGAGAUGUGGGCGGUUGUAUACAGUCAGCAUCGCUCUGCCGGGCUCUAUCUUAGACAACGCACAGUCCACAGAGCUCAGGGCCUACCUCGCUGGACAGGUGGCCAGGGCAGCCGCUGUCUUCAAUGUGGAUGAGAUCGUCAUCUUUGAUGAGAUGAAUCAGUCGAGCCAAACGACGUCAGAUUUCAGCGGACUGAAGAAGUCGGGCCAGGGCAACAAACAGCUGUUUCACAUCCUGCAGUAUCUCGAGUGCCCGCAGUAUCUGCGCAAGAGUUUCUUCCCUUACCACCAGGAUCUGGCCCACGCAGGUCUGCUGAACCCGCUGGACAUCCCGCACCACCUGAGAGAGUCGGACGUCAGCGAGUACCGUGAGGGCGUGACCUUGAAGAAACCUGUCAGUGGCAAGAAGGACGCUGGUUCUUAUGCCAACAUCGGAUUGAAGAAGGAGGCGAUCCUCAACAUGAAUGUGCCACCAGGUCAGAGGGUCACGGUGAAACUUCUGGAACAGAAAACGGACAAAAAGAACCUGCGUGGAGAAGUUGUGUCCCCUAAUGAGCCGCGUGAAGUGGCGGGCACGUACUGGGGCUACGUGGUGCGGCUCGUGUCCUGUCUGAGCGAGGUGUUCACUUCCUGUCCCUACCAGGGCGGCUAUGACCUCACUGUGGGCACCUCCGAGAGGGGUCAGGAUGUCAACGAUGCCCAGAUACCAAGCUUCAAGCACGCCAUCAUUGUGUUUGGAGGUCUGAAGGGUCUGGAAGCCAGCGUGGAGGCAGACUGCAACAUCGGCACAGACGACCCCAGCGAGAUCUUCCAACGCUACGUCAACGUUUGUUCACGACAAGGCAGCCGCACCAUCAGGACUGAGGAGGCUAUACUGAUAGCAAUGACGGCGCUCUCACCCAAGCUGACCAGUGCUAAUGCUGCCUCGUCUUGACCUAGAUUUCUUUUACUUUAUCUGAAGUAUAUUGCAAUUAGAAAAUAAAACAUAUUAUUACGCUCAACUGUCA
This is a messenger RNA of Aplysia californica (California sea hare), 1403 nucleotides long. Its product is annotated as putative methyltransferase C9orf114. NCBI's taxonomy places the organism in Eukaryota, Metazoa, Mollusca, Gastropoda, Aplysiida, Aplysiidae. The coding region runs from base 131 to 1330 and encodes 399 amino acids. Gene Ontology annotation, biological process: maintenance of centrosome location; miRNA processing. Gene Ontology annotation, cellular component: kinetochore; spindle pole centrosome; mitotic spindle. The record is from RefSeq and is a predicted model, not a curated record. The transcript is spliced from 10 exons. Gene Ontology annotation, molecular function: miRNA binding.